Molecule: messenger RNA, 369 nt
Organism: Arctia plantaginis
Lineage: Eukaryota; Metazoa; Arthropoda; Insecta; Lepidoptera; Erebidae
Source: the annotation of a GenBank genome assembly
AUGAUGGAUGACAUUGAGGAUGACAGUAAUAUAUCUGUAAGUGCGAGUGUUUCGGACAAUAAUGAGACGCAUGAACCUUUAUCUCCCUUGUCAUCAAGCAGCACUGCCGAUAUCGCCGCCGCCGCCUCUGAGUCAUCGCGUCAAUUGCGGCUUAUUUUACUUGACGGUACAUAUUUUAAGCACUUGCCUGAAGAAUCAUCGGGCAAUAAAAUCACGGCUCUGUGCAUGAAAUGCCCUAAAGAUAUGAUGACAAAAGUUAAAGGGUGUAACAAUUGUACAUCUAAUUUCCUAAGCCACUUGAAAAGAAAACAUGGACAACAAUGCAUCGAGGAGUACAAAACAUACGUUAAGAAAAAGAGGGAAAAUUAA